Messenger RNA from Adineta steineri, 1572 nucleotides. The record is from the annotation of a GenBank genome assembly. NCBI's taxonomy places the organism in Eukaryota, Metazoa, Rotifera, Eurotatoria, Adinetida, Adinetidae.
AUGAUUCGGCAUUUACUAUCAAAAAAUGUCUAUUUUCCUUCGAAAUCAACAACAUAUCUAUUAUCAUUAUUUAAACAACGAAUAAUUUCCGCUUCAUAUUAUCAUAGUGAUUCUAUUGAUGGAAAUAAUAUUCCUGAAGAAACAUCAUUUGAAGAACAACGUCUUUCUUCACAAGAAGCAACAGGAAUAUUACGAACACAUGAAGCUAGUAUUGAUCUUGAAGCUAAUUGUCCAGUAAAAUAUUAUGAAGUUAAUUAUCUCGGCGCUAAUAAUCCACCGGAGGAUCGACAAGCUCAAGCACGUAUUCAUUCACCAGAUUCUUCAAAUAUGUAUUUAUUUGGAGUCUUCGAUGGACAUGGUGGUACAUGGUGUUCUGAUGUUGUUCGCCAACGUCUAUUUGAAUAUAUUGCAGUGACAUUACAUCCACCAAAUGAUUUACAACGAAUAAUGCAAGAAGCUAAACGAAUAACAAGUACUCAUCAAACUCAUAGUCAUAGUCAUGACAAAACAGCAUUAAAUACUAUAACUUCACUUCUUCUUCAUUCAUAUUAUAAUCCAUAUAAAGAUACACGAAAUUCCAAAAUAAAAGAAAUUCAUCAAAUAAAUUUAUUAAAACAUAUUGAGGAUGCUUAUACAACAAUUGAUCAUGACAAUACUGAUAUAAUCAGUGCAUUAGAAAGUGCAUUUAUUAAAUUGGAUCGAGAUAUAUGUGCAGAAGCAAUACCUGUUGAUACACAACAAGUUGAUGAAGAUAUAAUGCAAAUAUGUACAGCUGGUUCAUGUGCAUGUGUUGCUUUAGUUAAAGAUGAUGAUCUUUAUAUUGCUAAUUGUGGUGAUGCACGAGCUAUUCUUGGUACUAUUGAUGAUGAAGGUAAUCAAACAGUUGUUCAUCUUUCUCAUGAUCAUAAUGUACGUAAUCAAUCGGAAGUUAAACGAGUUUUAUCUGAACAUCCAGCAAAUGAAUCUCAUUCAGUUAUACGUAGUGAUCGUUUACUUGGUUUAUUAAUGCCAUUUCGUGCAUUUGGUGAUAUACGUUUUAAAUGGUCCGCUAAUUAUCUUCGUGAAUAUUUACAACCAUAUUAUAAAAAAGGUGAUGCUAUACCACAAUUCUAUUUAACACCACCCUAUUUAACAGUAAAACCCGAAAUAACAAAACAUAAAUUAACAAGAAAAGAUAAAUUUCUUGUCUUAGCUACUGAUGGUGUUUGGGAUUUAUUAUCACCUGAAAAAGUUGUUGAACUUAUAUUUAAUCAUCAAAAAGGUAUACAAAGUUUUGAUCGAUUUGUAUUACAUAAAAGUGGUCAUACAACAUCACUUAAAUUAAAAGAAAUUAAUGAAUUAUUACUUUCAAGACAUCAAGCUAUUAAAAAUCAACCUAUUGAUCAAAAUUCAGCAACACAUUUAAUACGUCAAGCACUUGCUUAUACAUCAAAAGGACAAUUUGAUAGUAAACUUUUAUCUGAUGUAUUAACAUUUCCUAAUCCACGAUCAAUACGUGAUGAUAUAACAAUAACAGUUGUUUAUUUCGAUCAAGAUUAUAUCGAUCAAAUACAAACAAAAGGAAAGAAAUAA